This is a messenger RNA of Rhododendron vialii, 408 nucleotides long. Its product is annotated as kinesin-like protein KIN-14E. Gene Ontology annotation, molecular function: microtubule binding; microtubule motor activity; ATP binding. Gene Ontology annotation, biological process: microtubule-based movement. The record is from RefSeq and is a predicted model, not a curated record. NCBI's taxonomy places the organism in Eukaryota, Viridiplantae, Streptophyta, Magnoliopsida, Ericales, Ericaceae. The transcript is spliced from 2 exons. Bases 1 to 408 code for a protein of 135 amino acids.
AUGUUGGAUGGCUACAACAUGUGUAUAUUCGCUUACGGGCAAACAAGAACGGGUAAAACGUACACUGUGGAGGGUACUCAGCAAAAUCGAGGAAUCAAUUAUAGGACCCUUGAGGAGUUGUUCAAAGUUUCCAAGUGUAGGAGUGCCACUUUUACCUUCGAAAUAUCAGCUAGUGUUCUUGAAGUCUACAAUGAGCAAAUCCGGUACCUUCUAGCUACAUCUCCGCCAUCAAAGAAGUUGGAGAUAAAAGUAGAUUCGGAAGGGUUUCAUUAUGUUUCCGGAGUAGUGGAAGUCAAAGUAGAGGACACAAAUGAAGUCUGGGGUGUACUGCAGACCAAAAGCAGAGCCAGAGCCGUUGGAUCUAAUAAUGUGAAUGAGCAACAGCAGUUUCCAUUGGUAAUGAAUUAA